UCUCAUGUAGGGUCCCCCAGACUCAGAGGCAGAAAGGGGGUCUGAGCUGAGGCGUAGGGGGCCACCCAGUCCAGCCAGGGCAAGGAGAGAGGCCAGGAGCCCCGGGGAGGCCUCCCACCUGCCCCGAGCACCUGACUUCCGAGCAGCUGACCGGGUGCCGGUGCCUGGGCCAGGGCCUGGCCGAGGCCUUAGGUGGGAGGCAGUCAGGGGCUCAGAGUUGGUCCUGACCCUCCAGGCCUGCCAUGAGAUUUGGGGCUAGAGUGUGGGCUCUUGGGUUUUAGGGGCCUGGAGAAGCCUUCCCCGUCCUGACUGGGAGAUCAUGGAGUCCAACCUGCAGGGGACCUUCCUGCUGAACAACACGCCGCUGGCUCAGUUUCCGGAGAUGAAGGCCCCUGUGUGCCAGUACUCAGUGCAGAACUCCUUCUACAAGCUCAGCCCCCCGGGGCUGGGCCCCCAGCUGGCUGCGGGGACCCCCCACGGGAUCACGGACAUCCUGAGCAGGCCCGUGGCUGCACCGAACAGCAGCCUCCUCUCCGGCUACUCCCACGUGGCAGGCUUCGGGGGGCUCAGCUCGCAGGGGGUCUACUACAGCCCCCAGGUAGGAAAUUUUUCCAAGGCUGGAAACGAGUACCCCACCCGGACCCGGAACUGCUGGGCGGACACCGGCCAGGACUGGCGAGGCAGUCGGCAGUGCAGCAACACCCCAGAUCCCCUAAGUGACAGCAUACACAAGAAGAAGCACACCCGGCCCACCUUCACGGGGCACCAGAUCUUUGCCCUGGAGAAAACCUUUGAGCAGACCAAGUACUUGGCUGGCCCUGAGAGGGCGCGGCUGGCAUACUCCCUGGGCAUGACUGAAUCGCAGGUCAAGGUGUGGUUCCAGAACCGCAGGACCAAGUGGCGGAAGAAGAGCGCCCUGGAACCCUCGUCCUCCACGCCCCGGGCCCCGGGCGGCGCGGGCGCGGGCGCAGGCGGGGACCGCGCACCCUCGGAGAACGAGGACGACGAGUACAACAAGCCGCUGGACCCUGACUCGGACGACGAGAAGAUCCGCCUGCUGCUGCGCAAGCACCGCGCCGCCUUCUCGGUGCUCAGCCUGGGAGCGCACAGCGUCUGACGCCCGCCGUCCAGGCCC
This is a messenger RNA of Mandrillus leucophaeus (drill), 1135 nucleotides long. It is a transcript of the gene NKX6-3, whose product is annotated as NK6 homeobox 3. The record is from RefSeq and is a predicted model, not a curated record. Gene Ontology annotation, molecular function: RNA polymerase II cis-regulatory region sequence-specific DNA binding; DNA-binding transcription factor activity, RNA polymerase II-specific. Bases 320 to 1117 code for a protein of 265 amino acids. The transcript is spliced from 3 exons. Gene Ontology annotation, biological process: regulation of transcription by RNA polymerase II; cell differentiation. Gene Ontology annotation, cellular component: nucleus. NCBI's taxonomy places the organism in Eukaryota, Metazoa, Chordata, Mammalia, Primates, Cercopithecidae.